Molecule: messenger RNA, 2133 nt
Organism: Penicillium cinerascens
Lineage: Eukaryota; Fungi; Ascomycota; Eurotiomycetes; Eurotiales; Aspergillaceae
Product: glutamate--tRNA ligase GUS1
Exons: 3
Coding region: 1-2133 (710 amino acids)
Biological process (GO): glutamyl-tRNA aminoacylation; translation
Cellular component (GO): cytoplasm; methionyl glutamyl tRNA synthetase complex; cytosol
Molecular function (GO): glutamate-tRNA ligase activity; ATP binding
Source: RefSeq, a predicted model, not a curated record
AUGUCCCAGUCUACGUUGACCGUGGCCACGCGUGCCAACCAUGCGGCUCUGCUGCCCGUGGUGCUCAUUGCCACUUCCAUCAACGAGGCCCGUCCCACUCCGGUGAUCGACAUCAACUAUGAGGACUCUGCGCUUCUGGACGAGGGCGAGAAGGCUGUUCUCCAGCUCACUACUGGCUCCCGCUCUGUCCGUGGUACUAUCGAGGCUAUUGAGGAGCUGCGUACCCAAUUCCCUUACCUGGCUAGCAAGGACCUCAACCUCGAGAACGAGUGGAUUUCUCAACUCGAGUCCUUCACACCCCUUGACUUCAAGGCUCUCGACCCCGUUCUCUUGCGUCUCGACACCCACCUCCUCUUACGCUCGUUCGUUGUCGGAUACUCCCUCUCGACUGCCGACAUUGCUCUGUGGGGUGCCCUCCGUGGCAAUCGCAUUGCUGUUGCUGCUCUGAAGAAGGGAAAUCUGGUUAACCUGACCCGCUGGUAUCGGUUCCUGGAGGAGUUGUGCCCCUGGACCUCGUCCGCUGUGGAGUCUAUGAACGCCGUCGACCGGAAGAAGAAGUUGGCCAAGUCCAAGGAGGGUGGUAGCUACGACAUUGACCUGCGCAAUACUGAGAAUGGUGUGGUCACCCGUUUCCCUCCCGAGCCUUCUGGAUACCUCCACAUUGGACACGCCAAGGCUGCCCUUCUCAACGACUACUUUGCCCAUGAGAAGUACAGCGGCACCAUGCUGCUUCGUUUCGAUGACACCAACCCCUCGAACGAGAAGCAGGAGUUCCAGGAUGCUAUUGUCGAGGACCUUGCGCUUAUGGGCAUCAAGCCCAACAAGCUGACCUAUACUAGCGACUACUUCGAUGAGCUCUACGACUACUGUAUCACGAUGAUCAAGACCGGAUAUGCCUAUGCCGAUGAUACCGACAAGGAAACCAUGGCUGCCCAGCGAUGGGACGGUCUUCCCAGCCAACGUCGUGAUCUCAGCCCAGAGGAGAGCUUGGCUCGUUUCGAGGAAAUGAAGAAGGGCACCCCCGAGGGUCUGCGCUGGUGUAUCCGUGCUAAGAUCUCAUUUGACGACAAAAACAAGGCCAUGCGUGAUCCAGUCAUCUACCGCUGCAACCCCGCCCCCCACCACCGCACUGGUACUAAGUGGAAGAUCUACCCAACCUACGACUUUGCCUGCCCUGUGGUCGACUCUAUGGAGGGUGUCACCCACGCCCUACGUACCAUUGAGUACCGUGACCGUAACCCCCAGUACCAGUGGAUGCUGGAUGCCCUCAAGCUCCGCACUGUGCAGGUCUGGGAUUUUGCUCGCAUGAACUUCAUCCGAACCCUCCUGUCUAAGCGCAAGCUCACCAAGCUUGUCGAAACCGGCAUUGUCUGGGGCUGGGAUGACCCUCGCUUCCCCACUAUCCGUGGCAUCCGUCGUCGCGGCAUGACCAUCCCUGCUCUCCGCGAGUUCAUCCUCAAGCAGGGCCCAUCCCGCGCUGUGACUUUGUUCGACUGGGCUCUGAUUUGGGCUACUAACAAAAAAUACAUUGACCCCGUUGCCCCCCGCCACACCGCCAUCGACAACAAGGACAUUGUCAAGGUCAGCAUCACCAACGCCCCGGCCCCGUACACCGAGCAGAAGGCCAAGCACGCUAAGAACGCCGCCGUCGGCAACAAGACCGUUGCUUUCAGCGGCUCCGUCGUUCUCGAGCAGGCCGAUGCCAAGCUUUUCAAGCCGGACGAGGAGAUCACCCUAAUGAACUGGGGCAACGCCUUCAUCCGCAAGAUCUCUGCCGAUGCCUCGGGUGUUAUUACCAACCUUGAGCUGGAGCUGAACCCGACCGGUGAUGUCAAGAAGACCGAAAAGAAGGUCACCUGGCUGUCGACCGACCAGGAGCUGGUGCCUGUCGAGCUGGUUGACUUCGACUACCUCCUGACCAAGGACUCGCUCAGCGAGGAUGAUGUUCUGGAGGAUGUCCUCAACUACAACACCGAGCACCGGGACUCUUGCGUUGCGGACUGCAACAUUGCUCAGCUCAAAGAGGGUGACAUUAUCCAGUUCGACCGCAAGGGCUUCUACCGUUGUGACCGGGCUCCUGCCCCCGGUGCCCCCGCGGUCUUCUUCAACAUCCCUACUGGCAAGGCCAAAUAA